UCAGGAUGCGUUUCACUGGGUGCUGAAAUCUCCGCUAAUGAUGGUCAAAAACUGACCAGAACAGCUGUCUUACCGAUGUUUUACUGACGUCGUAAUUAUUACGGGUCGCGUUCAGUUUCGUCUCUAUCACCGGUUCAGUUGUCGGCGGGUUGGAUCCUUUGAUUUGAGGAGGAUCAUCUGAAUCGAGGAGCCGUCCUGGGCGUGUUGCUGUAAGGUUAUUCGUGGACAACAGUGCAACAACACAACACACACAGAUUGACACAAGCUUCACAGCUUCGAUCUGCGUGUUUUAUGUACAUGGCCCUUAGUGUGAGAGCACCAUGAGUGGGGAGCCAGAUGCCUUGGCUGUGGUGAAUCAGCUGAGGGACUUAGCUGCUGACCCCCUUAACAGACGAGUUAUUGUUGAAGAUCAAGGCUGCUUGCCAGGCCUCAUUCUCUUUCUUGACCACCCCAAUCCACAAGUCGUCUACUCUGCGCUAUUGGCGGUGCGCUACCUGGCAGAAUGCCGUGCCAACAGGGAGAAGAUGAAGGGCGAGCUAGGCAUGAUGCUGAGUCUGCAGAACGUCAUGCAGAAGAGCACGUCGCCAGGUGAAACGAAGCUGCUGGCCUCUGAGAUCUACGAGAUCCUGCAGAAUGCCAGCAGCCCGGAGGCUGAACAGGCAGAAGCUGCUGCCUCUUGCCGGAAAAAAUCCCAGUUCUUCCUGGGCAGCACGAACAAACGGGCCAAAACUGUGGUGCUUCAGAUCGAUGGGCUUGAUGACUCGGCUAGGAGGAGUCUCUGUGAGGAGGCCCUGCUAAAGAUCAAAGGAGUCAUCAGCUUUACCUUCCAGAUGGCUGUGAAGAGAUGUGUGGUUAGGAUCCGUUCUGACUUGAAGGCAGAGGCCUUGGGAACUGCUAUAGCUUCUACCGAAGUCAUGAAGGCACGACAGGUAGUGAAGGGCGAAGAUGGAUCUGAGAUUGAAAUCCCAUUCCAAGAGGACUCCGAUGUGGUGGUCGAGCAGAACAUGAAUUUGCCAGAUUAUCUGCCCGAGGAUGAGAGCCCAUCUCAGGAGCAGCACAAGGCUGUAACUCGAUUGGGCUCCGUGCAAGAUGGCGUGACCUGGCUGAGCACAGCCGCUAACUUCCUUUCCCGAUCCUUUUACUGGUGACCCUGCAUGCCUCGACCCCUUACAGCCCGCCCUCGAAGCGCAAGACUGCCGAGCACACCUCGCAAUAAACUUAUAACCAAUUUAAAAAUGGCACAACAAGCUGCUUUUAAACAGUACACGGUACAAACUGCUCCGAAGCUCACGUUGCGCUGCAUACACAAAAUACUAAAACGAGAUGGCGAUUGGGAGAAAUUCACAAAGCGUUACAUGUGUAUCCGCUCUUUUUUUUCUUUUUCUUUUUUUUUUUUGGGUUGGGUUCUGUUUCCAAAUGAUAUGCCCCAGGUCUGUUGAGACCAAACAACCUUCAGAGCUUCGUCGCGAGCGGGACGGUUCGUGGUCGUGUGGGCCAUACCUUGAGGUUUUCUAAAUUUGUAUGAAUUUGGGUGCUUUCUGAUGUGUUCUAACCUUUCAUCUCAUACGUUUUGUACAUUUUAAACAUCUUCAUUCUCAUAUUUGAUAAUCCUAAUUUGACGUUAUCAAUCAGCACUUUUCAAAGGAUGCUGUAUUUUUUUGCUGCCUUUUUUCGACCCUCUUUGAAUCCUUAUUGUCUUUUGUGCCUUUACUAUGUAGCUUGUUAUGAUUUUAAUUUUAAAUCCUUUUUUUUUUUUUUUUUCUCCUGCCUUUGACAUAAUCUAUGUUCUUAUCUGUAUUUUAGGUGUAGUGAAAAAUGUGUAGUGAUGGUUUAUUGUUACUCUUUGAAGGGAUAGUUCACCCAAAAAUAAAAAUUCUGUCAUUUACUCCUGUUGCUCCUUACUCGUAUGAAUUUCUGUCUGUUUUCUCUUUCCGAGGAACACAGAAGGAAAUGUUAGGCAGAAUGCCUCUUGUCACAUUUCCCUUUCACUGUAUGGACAAAGAUGGAAUUUAACUGGUGACUGAGGCUACCAGUCCCUAACAUUCUUCCUGUGUUUCACGGAAGAAAAUCAUACAGGUUUGGAACAACAUGAGGGUGAGUAAUGAUUACAGAUUUUUGGUUUUUGUGAACUAUCCCUUUAAACACCAGCAGUGGUUGCUGCUCAUUAAUGAUAAUUAACGGUUAUGCCUCCAGAAAAGGGAAAGCACCUCAAAAUAGCUGUUGCAAUGUGUGCAAUAUCAACCCAUCUUUGUUACAGCAUAUGCCAAGCACCAGAGUACCUUCUUUACAUAAGACAAGCAUGUUGUAAAAUAGAUCAGGUCCUUUAGCAAUUGAUGUUUGAAAAAGUCAUCUUUUUUUGUACCAUUCCUAAGCUUCAUCCAUAGUUUUACUUUAUCAGCAAAGGCAUGCUGAUUAUUUAUCAAAUGUUUUUAUUUUUCUGUGUAUUCGUUACAUCUGUGUGUCUGAAUGUUUUUUCAGGGUUCAUGCAUAUGUUAAUUUUAAGGAUGCGGUUCACCUGCCAAAUGCCUGAUCCUAUCAUCUCUGAUCACCUUUGCAUGACCAUCACCUUUCUUUCGCUCCAACGGUUUCUUUUUAUCAGUUAGUUUAUGAACUGACCUCACGUAUCACGUUUGGGAAGUCUGGUCAGGGAUGUGUGUACUAUCUCCUGUAGCUGAUCUUAUAUAUUUCACAGUUUAACACUGUUUCUGGGUGUAAUGUUGUUUCACCACUUGGUUGCAUUCAAUAUAGUGUGUUCCCAAAAGGAGACCUGCCUACAUCCAUAUCAAAGAACAAGUCUGCAUGAAAACUUAAGACCAAAACUGUAUGUUACAUUUUGUUAUCCCUAAAUUUAAAGGGAUAGAUCACCCAAAAAUGGAAAUUCUGUCAUUAAUUACUCACCCUCAUGUUGUUCCAAACUAUGACUGACAGAAUGACAAUCCCAGUCACCACUUUCACCUGUAUUCUAACAAAUUUGCAUUGAAGUGUUUAAAAAGUCAAACGAGGUUUGGAACAUGUUGGUGAGUAAAUUACAAUUUUUAAUUUUUUAUGAACUAUCCCUUUAACUCUUGUUUAAUUGAUUUGUCAUUCUUGUCAUCAGAUUUUCUCCUUAUGCUGUUAACCAUCAGUGGAUAUUUCAAGGCAUCGAUGUUUGCGUCCUUUUGUAUUUCUCUUUUGAAAUAAUUUGAACAUAUUAGAAAGGCUAUAAAAGAGGCUGUAUGUUUUUUUUAUUAAUCACAUCAUGUUCAGUUUAAUAUAAACUUAUGUGACCGCAUUAAUGUACAGAAUCGAAACAGUGGUUUGCUUUUAGCUGGGUCUAAUAUGAGAGGCCAUCAGUAUUAUAUUUAUGAACAAAAUCCAAAUUGCAUUACGUUUUAGUUUCUGAAUUUUAUUUUCAUCCCUCUUGUACUGUACAUCAUCCUUCAUUGGAGCUUUUUAAGCUAUUCACUGUUACUCCAGAAAGCAGAACCAAAACCAUGGUAGAUUUAGUAGCUUCUCAUGUGGGCCUACAUGCAUAUUUUCUGUUUGAUUAAAAAAAAAAAGUUGUAGGACACAAAAUUCUUGGCUCUUCACAGGAAUUAUAUUGAUUAUUAAAUAGAUAAAAUAAUGUUUUGUGGUGUUUUUCAUCGGAAAUUGCUGGGUAUCAUUAGCCCUGAUUAUUAUUAUAAUUUUUUUUAUUCCAUUAUUUGUGUAUAUUUGAAUUUAUCGAAUUAAUUACAAUUAGCCAAUUA
This is a messenger RNA of Xyrauchen texanus (razorback sucker), 3728 nucleotides long. Its product is annotated as armadillo repeat-containing protein 1-like. Lineage: Eukaryota; Metazoa; Chordata; Actinopteri; Cypriniformes; Catostomidae. The record is from RefSeq and is a predicted model, not a curated record. The transcript has 7 exons. Gene Ontology annotation, molecular function: metal ion binding; protein binding. Bases 321 to 1148 code for a protein of 275 amino acids.